Messenger RNA from Melampsora larici-populina 98AG31, 339 nucleotides. RefSeq lists its product as uncharacterized. The transcript is spliced from 3 exons. The coding region runs from base 1 to 339 and encodes 112 amino acids. The record is from RefSeq and is a predicted model, not a curated record. NCBI's taxonomy places the organism in Eukaryota, Fungi, Basidiomycota, Pucciniomycetes, Pucciniales, Melampsoraceae.
AUGGCGAACAAAGUCUUGGUACAAGGUGUAGGGUUAAUUCAGGAGUGGUUCAUCCAACACACAUCCAACCCUACUUCCUCAACUGAAGUCAUCAGAGUUCUGCAUCGGGGCCGAGAUAACGUUCUGAGCAUCAACUCGCUCUCCGUCGGUAAUCUAAUCAGCUUGCGAGGAAAUGUUGUUGGGUACCAAUCUGAAAACAACGUAUGGGAGAUCAAUGCUACCAGUCCCAUACCAUCUGUCUUUGUCUUGCAGCGUCAUAAUGUAGGCAGCGAGCUUUGUUGCACAAAGACUUCAGCCCAUAACGUUCCGAAACCCGAUGCCUGUCCAAUACAUUCUUGA